This is a messenger RNA of Plenodomus lingam JN3, 1680 nucleotides long. The record is from RefSeq and is a predicted model, not a curated record. NCBI's taxonomy places the organism in Eukaryota, Fungi, Ascomycota, Dothideomycetes, Pleosporales, Leptosphaeriaceae.
AUGGCGAACGCUCGUACCCCAAGACAGCAGUCUCACCCAAAGCUCCGAGUCGCAGGGUCUUCCCUUGCGGCAGCCACCAACCAACCACUGACAAAACUCUCAACCAGACUCGAUCACCUCAACGCUGGCCGGACCCGAAUCGAAUGGCUCAGCCAGCUCAACACCGAGUACCAACCUUCCAAGGAGUACCGCCGCACCUCGAUCAUCGGCACCAUCGGCCCCAAGACCAACUCUGCUGAGAAGAUCAACGCCCUGCGCAAGGUCGGCCUCAAUGUCGUGCGCAUGAACUUCUCCCACGGCUCGUACGAGUACCAUCAGUCGGUCAUUGACCAUGCCCGCGAGGCCGAGAGGACACAGCCCGGCAGGCCUCUGGCUAUUGCCCUCGACACCAAGGGCCCCGAGAUUCGCACAGGCAACACGGUGGGCGAUGCCGACAUUCCCAUCAAGGCUGGCACCAUCAUGAACAUCACCACCGACGAACAAUACGCCACCGCGAGCGACGACAAGAACAUGUUUGUCGACUACAAGAACAUCACCAAGGUCAUUGAGCCUGGCCGAACAAUCUACGUGGACGAUGGUGUCCUGUCGUUCGAAGUGCUCGAGAUUGUCGACGAGCAGACGCUCAAGUGCAAGUGUGUUAACAACGGCAAGAUCUCCUCCAAGAAGGGCGUCAAUCUGCCCAAGACCGACAUCGAUCUGCCCCCACUAUCGGAAAAGGACAAGGCCGAUCUGAGAUUCGGUGUCAAGAACGGUGUCGACAUGGUCUUCGCUUCCUUCAUCCGCCGCGGGAGCGACAUCACUGCCAUCCGCGAGGUGCUCGGAGAGGAUGGCAAGGAUAUCCAGAUCAUCGCCAAGGUCGAGAAUCAGCAAGGUGUGAACAACUUCGACGAGAUUCUGAGGGAAACCGACGGUGUCAUGGUCGCUCGUGGUGACCUCGGUAUCGAGAUUCCUCCCAGCCAGGUCUUCAUCGCACAGAAGAUGAUGAUCACCAAGUGCAACAUUGCCGGCAAGCCCGUCAUUUGCGCAACCCAGAUGCUCGAGUCCAUGACAUACAACCCGCGCCCUACUCGCGCUGAAGUGUCCGACGUCGGAAACGCCGUCCUCGAUGGCGCCGACUGUGUCAUGUUGUCUGGUGAGACGGCAAAGGGCGACUAUCCCGUAGAGGCCGUUACCAUGAUGCACGAGACAUGUCUUCUUGCUGAAGUCGCUAUCCCCUAUGUCAAUGCCUUUGACGAGCUCAGGAAACUGGCGCCUUUCCCAUGUCCGACCUCCGAGACUUGCGCCAUGGCUGCUGUCAGCGCCAGUCUGGAGCAGAACGCGGGAGCCAUCUUGGUCUUGACAACCAGUGGUACCACUGCUCGCCUUGUGUCCAAGUACCGCCCUGUGUGCCCGAUUAUCAUGGUCACUCGUAACGCAACCGCCUCCCGAUACUCGCAUCUGUACCGCGGCGUAUACCCAUUCUAUUUCCCCGAGAAGAAGCCAGACUUCAAGUCUGAGCCAUGGCAGGAGGAUGUCGACCGUCGCUUAAAGUGGGGUAUCAUGAAUGCCAUCAAGCUCGGUGUUCUCAGCAAGGGCGAUCCAGUUGUCUGCGUGCAGGGCUGGAGGGGUGGAAUGGGUCACACUAACACCCUCCGCAUCGUCCCGGCCCAGGAGGAUCUCGGCCUGGACACGGAGGCAUAA